Debaryomyces hansenii CBS767 is the source of this 2301-nucleotide messenger RNA. It is a transcript of the gene RIM20, whose product is annotated as Rim20p. NCBI's taxonomy places the organism in Eukaryota, Fungi, Ascomycota, Pichiomycetes, Serinales, Debaryomycetaceae. The coding region runs from base 1 to 2301 and encodes 766 amino acids. The transcript has a single exon. The record is from RefSeq and is a predicted model, not a curated record. Gene Ontology annotation, cellular component: endosome. Gene Ontology annotation, molecular function: protein binding.
AUGAAUACAAAUCUAUUAUAUAUUCCGUAUCGUGAAACCGAUAUUAUAGAUUUAGGGAAUGAAUUGAGAAAUAUUAUAAAGAUGGAGUAUUUUCAGCCAUCAUCAAAUUUUGAUAGAGACCUCCAGGCAGUAAGAAACUUACGAAAUAAUAUAAGUAAUUUGAAAAAUGAACAAGUCAAUAACAACGACGAAACGGUAUGUGUUCAAUACUACCAUCAGCUCAGCAAUGUGAUCAAAAAAUUUCCAGACGAAUGCGUUGAGUUUUCAUGGUAUGGUACGUUAGGAUAUGGAAGAAGUGGCCCUACUAGAUCAAGAUCAUUAAGAAUCGAGCAAUUGAAUAUUUUAUAUCAAUUGGGAUCUUAUUUUUCACAGGCGGCGUUAAUGGAAUCAAGGUAUAGCGAUGAAGGUUUGAAAAAAUCCUGUUCAUAUUUACAGGCUGCGGCUGGUUGUUUUAAUAGCAUGAUUUUACAAAUACAAAAAGAGAAUGAAAAAGAGACAGGAAUGAUUCGUAUUCCUAGAGACUUACAGCCUGAAACAUUGCAAUUUUUGAAAAGUUUAAUGAUAGCCCAAGCGCAGGAAACUAUAUGGCAAAAGUCACUUGCAUCAGGAAUGAAGGAUUCGGUCAUAGCUAGAUUAUCAAUUCAAACCUCGGAAUAUUAUUCUACUGCAGCCAAGUAUGGCAACUCAUCUGAAUUCAUCAAGUUAGAGUGGAUAAAUCAUGUAACAGUCAAGCAAUUUCACUUCAAAGCUGCUGCACAUUAUAGAGUAUCUAUUCUCAAUCACGAAGGCUUUAAAUACGGAGAGCAAGUUGCGAGCUUACAAGUAGCUCUUAGCAGCUGUGAUUCUGCGUUUAGAAAAAAGAAGUAUGUGAAUGAUUUUGUUAUUGAAGAUUUACAAGGUUUAACUGAAACUAUUAAGAGCACCUUAAGGGUCGCCGAGAAAGACAAUGAUUUAGUCUAUUUGAAACCUGUACCGAAAGAAAAUGAUUUAGCCCCGAUUCCCGGGGCAUCUCUAGUGAAACCCAUUUUACCACCAGCAAUAGAGUCAUUCGACGACAGUAGUGUAUUGUUUAAAGAGUUAUUACCUUAUCUAAUCGUUCAGGUGGGUCAAGCAUAUCGUGAGAGACAGGACUCAUUUAUUAGGGAUCUGUUUAUCGACCCAAUUCAAUCGUUAAAUAAAAUUAUGUACAAAUUCAUAACCGAACGGAAUCUACCAGCGUCAAUUGAUACUAUUCAAAAACCAGAAAAUUUACCCGAAUCUAUUAUACAACAUUCGCAAGAAAUAAUAUCUUAUGGUGGGACAAAACUCAUUGAAGAUUCAUUAAAUGAAAUUGCAAAAUUGACAUUGGAAAGUAGACAUAUUUUAGAAGGGUGUCAAGAAAGAUUAAAAAUUGAAGCCGAUGAAGAUGAUAUUAUGAGAGAGAGACAAGGUUCUCAACGAUGGGCAAGACCGAAAUCGAGUGAAGCAUCGUCCGAAUUUAUCAAUAAAAUAAACAAAAUGGAACAAUAUUUAGAUCAAGCUAAAGAGGGCGAUCAGUUUAUCAUAUCUCAGUAUCAUGAGAUUGAACCAUAUUUGCAGUUGUAUUGUGGUGGCUAUAAGGAGUUAAUACAAUUCAUUCCCAAUUCAACUUACGUCAAGUUAGACACCAAAAUCAAUGAAAUUAUUAUCAAACUAAGGGAGUUGAUAAAUGAAGUUAGUAGGAUAGAGAAUCAAAGAAAACAAUUUUUGACAAGGAUAGAAAUAAAGGCCAGAAAUAAUAAUAUUCUCCCAAGUAUAAUUGAUAGCUUUAAAAAGAAGCAACGCAAACUUUACGAGGAAAAUGCAGCAAUAGAUGAAAGAUCAUUCGAGGAUGUCUAUGCAAAGCAUAUCACAAUGUUCAACAGUGACCUUAGAUUUUUGGAAGAUCUGAAACAUGCACAAAUUGCAUUGGAAGGGAAUAUUGACGACUUGAAUCAGGAAUUUGAAUCUGAAUAUCAACACACGAAUAAUGAAUCACAAUAUAAGAGACAAGAAGUACUACAGACUUUAGAAAAUGUCUAUACUAAAUAUUUGGAAUUGAUAUCGAAUCUAAAUGAGGGGUCAAAAUUCUACAGUGAUUUCAUUAUCAAAAGUAAUAGUGUGCUAAAGGAAUGUGAUGAAUAUGUAUAUCACCGCAGAGUAGAGGGAAGAGAACUUGAAAUGUUCUUGAAUAAUCAAGCAGUGCCAGUAGAAUCAGUAGGCUCUCAGCAACUGGCCCCUGAUUUUCCUCCCCAGCCUAUGGGUGGUACAUGGAACCCAAAUAACGGUAUAAAGUUUGGAUAG